AUGCAUGAUUAUAAUAUAAUACCAAACAACGUGAGGAAUAGUCUGAAUAUUGCCAGACAUACUUUCAAUCCGGAUGAAUUGUUUGAGAAUUUACAUACGAUAUUGCACGAAGAAUCCGAUGAUAAUGAGGCGGAAGAGGUUGAGCAUUUCAAAUACGAACAACAAUUAGAUAAAUCUUUCCUUUCAAGAAGUUCUGUAAUAGGUUUAGGGUUUGGAUUGAUGAGUCCUGUUUUGGGUAUGUGUACAAGUAUGGCAAUCGGUUUGAAAAAUGGAGGACCCUUGACAAUUAUACCGGGUUUCAUUAUUAGUGGGAUUUGUAUCUGGUUUUGUUCCCUUUCUUUGGGAGAAAUUGUGUCUAAAUUUCCUAUGGAGAUUCAUGUUGGUAGUGCGAUGUUAGCUCCAGAGUCCAUUAAGUUGGCCGCAUCAUGGUAUACUGGAUGGCUGAUGUUAAUAGGGAAUUGGACAAUGAGUACAAGUAUUACAUUUGCUGGUGCUCAACUUACAAUUUCUUUAAUUUUAAUGACUAAUAAAGAUUUAAUAUCAGAGACACAUUUAAUAUGGUAUACUGUUAUCGUAUUCUAUUUAGUGGUUACAAUUGUAGGUGUUAUUAAUUUGAAAUUUGCAAGAUUCAUUGAAAUAAUAAAUAAGGUGUGUGUGAUUUGGAUCAUUUAUGCAAUCAUUUUUAUUGAUAUUUUACUAUUAAUUUUCCAUAGAGGAAAAUAUAGAUCUCUUAAGUAUGCGUUAUUCCAUUUUGAUAAUUCACUUUCUGGUUAUUCUAAUGCGUUUAUUUCAUUUUUGAUUGGUUUUCAACAAUCUAAUUUCACAUUACAAGGUUUCAGUAUGCUUCCCGCAUUGGCAGAUGAAGUUAAUGCACCAGAAAAGGAUAUUCCAAGGGCUAUGUCAACUUCAGUAUUAAUAUCUGCAUUUUCAGGAGUUAUUUUCUUGAUUCCAAUUAUGAUCAUCCUGCCUGAUGUUGAAAAUUUGUUUAAUGAGAACAAUUAUAAUAUCCUCCCCAUUGUUAAUAUAUUUGUAAAAUCUACUGAUUCUAUGAUUGUUUCAUUCUUCUUAGUUUUGAUGAUUUUAGGUAAUUUAUUUUUCUCGGGCAUUGGUUCUAUCACAACUUCUUCUCGUGCAGUAUACAGUUUUAGUCGUGAUCAUGCUAUUCCAAGACAUGAUUUAUGGACAUUUGUCAAACCAGAAUCUCAAUCAAAAGUUCCAGUAAAUUCAGUUCUGUUAAGUAUGGCAAUAUCAUAUAUUCUUGGAUUAUUAGCAUUAUUCUCAACAGCAGCAUUCAAUGCAUUCAUCGGUGCGGCGGUUUUGUGUCUUUGUUCGGGUACCUGCAUCCCAUUAAUUCUAGUUCUCUUCAGAAGAAGAAGAGUCCUAAAAAAUGCCCCAGUUAAGAUUAGAUACAAGUUGGGCUGGGGUAUCAACAUUAUAUCUAUCUUGUGGUUGUUAUUGUCAAUGUUUUCCGUGUGUAUGCCAAUCAGUGUCCCUGUAACGGUAAGAUCAAUGAAUUAUGCUAUUAUGGUUUAUAUUUUAUGUCUGAUUUGCAUCACCGGUCUUUACUUUAAAUGGGGUAAAUACAAUUUUAAUUUACCACUAGCAGAUGAAAUGAGAGGUACCGACAAUGUUGAAUUUUCAUAUAUUCCUGAAAAUAUAGAAGUCGAUUCAAGUAAAAAGGGUGAUGAUGAUAACGAAGAAAAUGAUGGUGAAACUGUAGACGGUACAACAUUGGAUAAUUCAAAAAUCGAUGUUCCGAUUAAUGAUGGUAAUCCUUUCAUUGAAACAGCAUCUAACGUAUUAAAUUGA
Molecule: messenger RNA, 1809 nt
Organism: Maudiozyma saulgeensis
Lineage: Eukaryota; Fungi; Ascomycota; Saccharomycetes; Saccharomycetales; Saccharomycetaceae
Source: the annotation of a GenBank genome assembly